AUGUUACAGAAAUCAAUCUACAUCUAUUGGAAUUUAUCCAAGCUAGGUUAUGGCAUUGACAAAACGCAUUGGCAAGAGUUUGCAAGUUCUCUGUCCCAUUUAGGACUUGUGAGAUUUGGAAAUGCAUUGGCAUGGUGUUGGACAAGGAUUCUAGCUUGGUAUUUAACUCAAUUUGGAAAGGCAUUGGCAAAGCAAACUGGAGAGACUUCGGAAACAAGACCUCAUUGGGAUUCUACUUGGUAA
This is a messenger RNA of Hemisphaericaspora subhashii, 243 nucleotides long. RefSeq lists its product as uncharacterized. The transcript has a single exon. Lineage: Eukaryota; Fungi; Ascomycota; Pichiomycetes; Serinales; Debaryomycetaceae. The coding region runs from base 1 to 243 and encodes 80 amino acids. The record is from RefSeq and is a predicted model, not a curated record.